This is a messenger RNA of Erythranthe guttata (spotted monkey flower), 546 nucleotides long. NCBI's taxonomy places the organism in Eukaryota, Viridiplantae, Streptophyta, Magnoliopsida, Lamiales, Phrymaceae. The record is from RefSeq and is a predicted model, not a curated record.
AUGAAGAAAAGGGUAAAUCGUCUAGAGGUUCUAAGGGUAGAAAAAACUACUUCUACCGGAACCCCGCCAUCAAAAGUAACCGAUCCCGCUCGCGGUCGCGGUCGAGGUAGUGGUAGAUCAAGUGAUGAAUUUACUGCCAAUCAGAAUCGUAUUCCGAAUGCUCGAAAAGAGUCGGGCAAAGAGCUCAAUUUCAUAUCUUACAUCCCAAGUUUUGUGGCAGGAUCUAUUGCGUCUUAUGUUAAUGUUGUCGCGGAUACAAAUUGUGGGUACAGAUGUGUUGCAGAACUAGUGUACCGAGAUCAACACAGAUGGAGUCGUGUGAGGAAUGAUUUAAUUGUUGAUAUGCACGAGCGAUUUGGUACGUACGCAUCACAAAAUGGGCAAGACGAAGUCAUCCGAUGGAUUGCAAGAUGUGAUUGGCAUGAAAGACCUUGUGGACCGGACAAAUGGAUGUCAUUUCCAGAUAUGGGAAUGUCGAUCGCGCGAAAUACAAUGCGGCUUUGGUCCUAUACUCCGUCGGCAGUAGUACGACUUACUUACCUCUAG